UCUCUCUCCCUCUUCUCACUCUAGCUAUUCCUUUCUCCACACUCGAUUCCCCCUUGUUUUUCUAUUCGCUCUAGGGUUUGAAACUGUUUACGCUUUAAAUUUGUUUAUUUGCUCACAUAAAUAUCAGACUCCAUUUUUAUACUGUUUCUCUUAGAUCGAAAUAAUAAUUUUUUUUCAGGUCUCCUGUUUGUUGCGUUACUUGUAUGUAUGGCUGGUUUGGACCUCGGCUCCGCCUCCCACUUCGUCUCCCAGCUCCACCGCUCCGACCUCCACCUCCAGCGCCCUCCCGACUCCUCCGACGACAAUGAUUCCACCCGCCACCAGUUCUCCGGCGACAACACCGACAACAACUCCAACCCCGGCCUCGACCUCGCCUCUUCCGGAGACAUGGUGGGCCGGCGCCCCCGCGGCCGGCCCCCGGGGUCGAAGAACAAGCCAAAGCCCCCCAUAAUCAUCACACGAGAGAGCGCCAACACCCUCCGGGCCCACAUCCUCGAGAUCGCCAGCGGCUGCGACGUCUUCGACGCCGUAGCCACCUACGCCCGCAAGCGCCAGCGCGGGAUUUGCAUCCUCAGCGGGACUGGCACGGUCACCAACGUCACCCUCCGCCAGCCCGCCGCGGCCGGGAGCGUCGUCACGCUCCACGGCCGCUUUGAGAUCCUAUCCCUCUCGGGAUCCUUCCUCCCGCCCCCGGCCCCGCCUGGGGCCACCAGCUUGACUAUAUAUCUAGCUGGCGGCCAGGGCCAGGUGGUCGGGGGAAAUGUUGUCGGGGCCUUGAUCGCUUCAGGCCCCGUCAUCAUCAUCGCCUCCUCCUUCACCAACGUCGCCUACGAGCGGCUGCCGCUGGAGGAGGAGGAGGGGCUUCAGAUACAGCCGCAAACGUCGUCUCAGCCGCUCGGAGGCGGUCAGUUCUCCGAUCCGUCCCUCGGGCUGCCCUUCUUGAAUUUGCCUCUCAAUAUGCCUAACAACGGUCAGAUCCCAAUCGACGGCGCUGGUGCAUGGGCCGGAAACUCCGAUGCCGGCCACCCGCAGUUUUAAUUAAUCAAGAUAUGAUGCCUAAUUCACAAAAAAUACCCUUGGAGUUGAAAUUCAAACUUGACAAGAACAACUACCAAUCAUAUGUACAUGGGCACGACUCAUGAGAGUCGCAAUAGAAAGCCGAGGUAAAUCCUGCCACAUCAAUGGAGUACAUACCUCCACCACCAACAGACAACCUAACAUAUUUUCAGGAGGGAACAAAUUUAUGUAGUACAUAUAUAUGGGUCAAUAGUUUGUGUUCUAGUUGUAUCUAUCCAAAAUAACUAUUGUGGUUGGCGACCGAUCUGAUGAACAAGAACUACGAGUGGAAAAGUACACAGAUGUUUACGCGGUUCGAUCUCUCGAUCUACGUCCACGGGCGAGGAAGAUGAUGAUUUAUUGAUGAGGGUUUCUGGGAGAUUACAAAGAUAAGAACUCAAAUCGGCAAUACAACACACUCACUUCUAAUCUCACUUUUCUCUCAAAAGCUAAUCGUAGUUGAAACUGAAUUGAAUCUUGAUUGUUGGUGCACACAUCAAGUGUGUAUGCGUUGCUGAGAUCCCCUUUUAUAAGGAUGCACCAGCCCCUUUCAUCAGCUCGUGGCCCCAGCUGAAUCCUCACACCAACCGACUCAACCGUUGCAUUUGAACUCCAGCCGUCGAUCUUGCUGAUCUUCGAUAACGGUCCAGAUGCGUGGUUACACUUUAUCAGCCUCUGAGAGUUUUUUUU
Messenger RNA from Salvia splendens (bonfire salvia), 1746 nucleotides. RefSeq names its product AT-hook motif nuclear-localized protein 23. Lineage: Eukaryota; Viridiplantae; Streptophyta; Magnoliopsida; Lamiales; Lamiaceae. Gene Ontology annotation, molecular function: minor groove of adenine-thymine-rich DNA binding; DNA-binding transcription factor activity. The transcript has 2 exons. The record is from RefSeq and is a predicted model, not a curated record. Bases 208 to 1038 code for a protein of 276 amino acids. Gene Ontology annotation, cellular component: nucleus.